AUGUGUAUACCAUUAUUCAGAAAAAAGAAGCAGCCAAUGGUCUACGACUAUUAUCCUCAACCUGCAAUGGGUUACGCAAAUAAAUACGAUAACUACGGCGGGUACUCAAAGGAGUAUAAAAAGUCAAAGAAGUACAAGAAACAACGCAAAUACGACCACAUGGGAUCUGCUGCUGGUGAAGCGGCAGGUUUCUUCACUGAUGCAUGGGGCGGCAGUGGUGGUGACGGGGGAGGAGGAGGAAGUGGUGGUUGUGAUGGAGGCGGCGGUGGCGGCGGAGCUUGCUAA
This is a messenger RNA of Fusarium venenatum, 285 nucleotides long. The record is from RefSeq and is a predicted model, not a curated record. Lineage: Eukaryota; Fungi; Ascomycota; Sordariomycetes; Hypocreales; Nectriaceae.